AUGAAUCCCGACUCGUACUCUCCGAUGCUCCACAAUGCGGUAGUAUUUGCGCUUCACCAUAUGUAUUAUUAUCCGCCAGGUCAACUGGCCCAGCGGAUGGCCGCAGCUCCGCAACAAGGACUCGCCGGAUGUUGGCAGCUGUUGCCGCAGCAGAGUCCGUACAACCCAUUGCAACCAUGGCUGCUCCCUCCAGCCUUGGCGGCGAUGGGCCCUUUCGUGCCACGAUACCCACAAGGAUUCCACGUUCCGGCUCUGGCUCAGCAAUCAUGGUUCCAGGAUUUCCUACAGGCGACGCAUAGAGUGGUAAAGGAAGAAGGAAACCCUCUAGAACCAGAGUUGAGCGUUGAUGACGAAAUCACUCUUGUUGAGGCGUUCAAGAAGGGGAUGGAACACGGCUUGACGUCGUUGCAAGUCUUCCAGGAAGUGAACAACAAGAACCAGCAUAGCGACAUAGAAUGGAUGAAGAUUUUUGUCGCUCAUGUCAAGAAGCUGUAUCCUAAAGUGUUUCCCGAUGCCGUUCCUGCGCCCUCUCUUGUCGGUCGUCCUGCCGGAUCCGAGAACCACCCGUCCGCCUCCGAGCCGACAGGUCAACAGCCUCAAGAUGCUGGUCAAGCAUCAGCGUCUGCAGCUCGCACGAGCUUUACAAGCUCGAAACCUCCCCUUGAAUCCGGUGACCGCGCACAGCCCACUACGAAGGCACCCACGGAGGCACGGAUCUGCUCGCCCUCCACCCCGGUCGCCUUCUCUUCCAACAAAAUCAAGAGCGAACGCACAGCAGGCAUCUUUUACGGCGAGAUCAGGAUCCCUCCUUUUGACGGCUCCGAGAAGCCUCCUUACCCAACGCGGCUUGGUGAGCCUGGGACUAGGUUCACGCAGGAAGAGAAAGUCUUCUUCAUUCAUUGGCUGCACUGGAGGCUUCGAGAGGAGGGGCUCCCCGACAAAGAGACCCUCUUCAAGGAGCUCGAAAGAGAAUUACCGAAACGUACGGCUGAUACGUGGAAGCGGUUCUGGGCCGAAAAUCCCGACGCUCCCAACGCUGUCUACAUUGCGGCCCGAAAGCGUGCUGAAAGGCCAGACGCCACGCGAGGGUCGCUUACCUCGUUGGCGGAGCUCAGCGAUGCCAACUCUGACGAGGAAGAGCAGAACCUACGCGAGGACGGAAGACCGCUGAUUGACAAAGGAGAAGCGAAGCCUGUGGCCACUCCGUCCUCCAGUUCCGAGAGCAAAAGCAAGCGAUCUCCGAGCUUGCCUGUGACCGACACGGACCUUCGCGCCAUGGCGCGAUACAAAUUCGAGAAGGAUGCCGUGUGGGCAACAAGCCGUUACAAAUACGCUCCGUGGGACGACUUUGCGACACGUCCCGAAAAUGCCCGGCGAUCGCUGACGGCCUGGAAGCAUAUUGCACGAAACCCGAAACAUGGCGUCGAUAUGUUGAUUGAUCGCUAUGUCCAAGAGUACCGCAGUGAAUCCGAGGGGGAGAAGCCGAUCACGUCAAAGCAAGCCCUGCCUGCCCCACCUCCGCAAACGUCUGCGGCGACACCGUCCUCGGCAGUUCCCAAGCAAGACCUUGAGCCAGCUACGCUGAAGCUUCCUGCACAUAUGGAGGCUUCGAGCGAAUCUGGUCCCUCUGUAACGGCUCAAACAACGUCGAGGGAGAUCAACGUCCGCUGGGCCGUGAGUGACCAGGAUGUGAUCGACCUGACCAUCGGCGUGUAG
Molecule: messenger RNA, 1716 nt
Organism: Dichomitus squalens LYAD-421 SS1
Lineage: Eukaryota; Fungi; Basidiomycota; Agaricomycetes; Polyporales; Polyporaceae
Exons: 7
Coding region: 1-1716 (571 amino acids)
Source: RefSeq, a predicted model, not a curated record